This is a messenger RNA of Aspergillus pseudotamarii, 1669 nucleotides long. RefSeq lists its product as uncharacterized. The coding region runs from base 668 to 1669 and encodes 333 amino acids. The record is from RefSeq and is a predicted model, not a curated record. Lineage: Eukaryota; Fungi; Ascomycota; Eurotiomycetes; Eurotiales; Aspergillaceae. The transcript has 6 exons.
GACAAUCAACCGCCGAUAACAAUAAACGGAACCAAUAAUAUCCAAAACUUUCUUCGAUUUUUUGAUCCUACGGAAGAUAAUACCUUAUGCACUCCGAUGGUCAGGCAGGUAUGAACAGUGUAAGGUAUUUUAUGGUUAUUUGUCGGAGGGAAAGAUAAUCAGAGAUGGUGUUGUUGAUUUUGUUCCUCGGCAUACCGCCUUGGACAUUUAACUCAUUAACCAAACAUACACUUUGUAUUCUCAUACAGAUGUCGAAUGACAUCACGGGGUUCCGGUUACGUCAGGCACCUUGAUUGUUCAACCCAAAAAGCGGAAAAAAGUCUAAUACUUGACAGCCAGACCAAAAAAAAAAAAUAACUCCAUGCGUUUCCCGGUUCUUUUUCUCUUUCUCGACAUAGAACAAUAUUCUACCAUUCUUGAUGCACUCAAUGUAUUGGUUGCAUCCCAAAUAACUUAAACUAUCACCAAUCCCAACGCGCAUGGACUGCGGCAAUACUCAGCCCCCGUUCCUCGCCACUCAUCACACUCGUAUCAUUUCUACCAUUCUUCGAUCACACCAUGAAUCCCGUUGCAUGACAAUCUCCCUUCCAUUGAUCUCUAUCAGCAACAAUACUUGCCGAACCCCAGUUAAUCUCCGCAUAUCCUCACCAUCGCUAGGGCUAUAGCGAUGGAAGAAGGAACCGCCAGUAUCAACCCUUUAGAACCUCCGCCGCUCCCUUACUCACUUCGGACACGAAAGAAGUCAAUCGCAUUUUUUUGGAUAUUAUUCGUUUUUGACACCCUCGCUCAGCCUGUGGCACUCUACUUCGGUCUGUGGUAUGGCACAAACUUGUCGCAUAAUUUAGUUUUUACCAUUGUGACAGCUGCAUUGGGAGGAAUUUCUGUGUUUGAAUACUUCUACCGGCUCUACAACUUAUUCCGAAAGGAUUCUCGCGCUCGGCCGUUGAAUGCACGAAAAUCAUGGCUGGACUUCUUCCAUAUUAAUUUCACCAUUGUCUGGUUGAUCCUCGCGGUUGAACUUAUUGUAGGAACGGUCCAGGAGGAACCCUAUGUGCGACUAGUAGCUAUGGUCCUCCCGAGCGUCAUGUUUUACUUCGGUGGUGUCUACUUGACCCUCGAUGUUCUCCGCGUGCUAGGGUUCAAGGCCCCUUUCCGGAUUUCCUCGACCCCAAAGGGGUCUACGAUGCCCACGGCUCUAUAUGUUAUGAUCGAAGAUGUGGUAGCAGUGGAUGGGGGCGGGGGCCAGAAAUACCGGUAUGCCCUUCGAGUCCGGUACCUUUCCAGCCCAUACUUCCGCCGGAUGCUCUUUCAAAUGAACUGUUUCUGGGCCGGGGGCUCUAUUGUUUUCGCUGCUGUCAUCACUGCAAUUGUCUUUACGACACCGAAGCCUGUUGCGUACACGCUUGGAUGGUCCUUACCAUUCGUUUGGGCCGGCAUCUGGACGCUCAUCACCAUCCCGUGGGUCCAAAGUGAUCUUCGUCGCGAGAAGAAAGCAUGGGCCGAAAACCGCGGCCAAGGAGGCAUUCCCUACACGGAUGAUAUUAGCGCGCCGGCUGAUCGGACUCGACUCGAGUCGAUACACGAACAUCUGUGGCCUUGGGGCCGCGAGAAAAACAAGGAAAAGCCCUCGACGCAAUCUACCCCGUCUGAUGGCCAUUCCAACGUGUGA